AUGAGAAACCAGAUCGAUCUGCUGGCCACCGUCACGGUUCUGGGAGUCCUGGAGCAAGCGUAUUUUGCGCUGCAGGUGAUCUAUGCCCGGCGAAAGUACAAGAUCUCCCCUCCUGAGACAACUGGCCACCCUGACUUUGAGCGCAUCUUCAGAGCUCAGGUGAAUUGCUCAGAGUACUUCCCCAUCUUUGUCUCGCUCCUCUGGGUUGCUGGCAUCUUCUUCCAUCAAGGUGUGGCGGCAGCGUGUGGGCUGCUGUACCUCUACACCCGUCUCCAGUAUUUCCAGGGAUAUGUGCAGGCUGCACAGGGACGGUUGGGGCCACUGUACGCCAGCGCCCGGCUGCUCUGGCUGCUGCUGGGGCUGGCAGUGGCUGGGCUCCUGGCACAUUUCCUGCUGCCCCACUCUGUGUGGACAGCACUGCUGGCAUGGCCUCUCUGGCUGCUCAGCGCCUGGUGA
Mesitornis unicolor (brown roatelo) is the source of this 456-nucleotide messenger RNA. RefSeq names its product leukotriene C4 synthase (gene LTC4S). NCBI's taxonomy places the organism in Eukaryota, Metazoa, Chordata, Aves, Mesitornithiformes, Mesitornithidae. The transcript is spliced from 5 exons. Gene Ontology annotation, cellular component: endoplasmic reticulum; membrane; nuclear envelope. Gene Ontology annotation, biological process: leukotriene biosynthetic process. The coding region runs from base 1 to 456 and encodes 151 amino acids. The record is from RefSeq and is a predicted model, not a curated record. Gene Ontology annotation, molecular function: glutathione peroxidase activity; glutathione transferase activity; enzyme activator activity.